Molecule: messenger RNA, 249 nt
Organism: Knipowitschia caucasica
Lineage: Eukaryota; Metazoa; Chordata; Actinopteri; Gobiiformes; Gobiidae
Source: the annotation of a GenBank genome assembly
AUGAGAGAGGGGGCUAGAGAAGGAGGAGGGGCUUGUUCGCCCUGUGGAAAGCUGAUUGAAAAUAUUCUGGCAAAUGCAUCACAGAUAAGCCUUCCUCUGUUUGGAAAUUCUGAUCCGGAUCGUGCUCAGCUCCCACCUGCGAAUGUAAACAGACAGGGGCGCUCGGCUUGCAAGAGAGGAGGAGGAACCCACGCUCAAGAAUCCAAGAGAAAACGCACAAAUCCUCAGAUAUACUACAUACAACAUUGA